Molecule: messenger RNA, 1290 nt
Organism: Drepanopeziza brunnea f. sp. 'multigermtubi' MB_m1
Lineage: Eukaryota; Fungi; Ascomycota; Leotiomycetes; Helotiales; Drepanopezizaceae
Product: mitochondrial 54S ribosomal protein mL67
Biological process (GO): DNA recombination
Cellular component (GO): mitochondrion
Molecular function (GO): DNA strand exchange activity; structural constituent of ribosome; single-stranded DNA binding
Source: RefSeq, a predicted model, not a curated record
AUGAAGCCCAAACGCAUGAACCCCGAAGAGCUGGCACGUCGAGCCCACCAAGCAGCAGAAGCCGCCGCGUCCCAGGCUGCGAAGCAAGCCGAGAUUGCUGCGCGCAAGGCCAAUACCGUACCAAAGACACCGCCGCCCGAACAUGGCCGGGAGAUCUUCGUCUACAACCAUGCACAGCGAAACCAUGUCGUCUACUCGCUCAGGAAGGCCAUGAACAACAAUGCCGCCUUGGCCCAGCUCCCCUUCAACGGCAAGAAAUCCGUACCAGCUGCCCUGCGCAAAGACCUAUGGCAUCCCAUGGCCCGCAUCACCUUUCCGAAAGGCUCUGGAAAGGUCGGACUCUCCGCCUUUCAGAAGCUGCGCGAGUACAGGAAACGACACGAGUUGGAAUGGGAAACGAAGAAGGGUGAUCACAUCUUCUGGGAUCCGAAGGCGAGAGAGGAUAAAGAUAAUCCUGGGAGUUUUACACCAGGCCCGAGAACUAUCAAGGCUAGAAACAGGUUGCUGUGUGACCAAAAGGCGAACAGCAUUGCUGAUAUUGCGGCCGUGUUAAAUCGAUUAGCUUCACCAAUGCAGAAGUCUACUGCUGUGCCGAAGGAGGGAGAAGAAGGAGCUGUCACGGCUCAGGAGGGGGACACAGCCGAGACAGGAAAGAGUGCGCAGGAAGGGGCAGUGGAGGGGUCUCAGAAGCCAGAGGAGUCCGCUGAGGUCACCAAAUUGCCGAACAUUGGCCUUGUGGGAGAGGGAUCCGGAACCCGAGUCGAGGUUCUCUGGCGGGACUUGCACGAUGCGGAAUUCGCAGAGUCGUGGGCCGGGAACAUCGAGCACGGCAAACUCCCAACGCCCAGCGAGGAUAUCCCAACCUGGCUCAAGGAGAAGACGUUACGAGAGAAAGAAAUCUCCGACGCCGACGAGGCGGCAGCGCGGCUCCGGAACGCAGAAGAGCAGGCCGCAGUACGCGCCAGAUGGAACGCCUUGAGCCCCGAGGAGCAGGCCGAGGCGAAGAAAGAAGCGCUAGCAAAGAAGAUGGCUGCUCGCGGGAAUGCGAUCUCCGACGCCGACAAGGAGGCAGCGCGGCUCCGGCACGCAGAAGAGCAGGCCGCGGUUCGCGCCAAGUGGAACGCUUUGAGCCCCGAAGAGCAGGCCGAAGCGAAGAAAGAGGCGCUGGCAAAGAAGAUGGCCGCUCUCGAGAAUGCGAAGCAUGAGAAAAAGGCGAAAAAGCAGAAAGUCAAACACGUAGCUAAGAGGAGGACAACGGGCAGCACAAAGAUCCGAAAGGAGACUGUAUAG